This is a messenger RNA of Clunio marinus, 2466 nucleotides long. The record is from the annotation of a GenBank genome assembly. Lineage: Eukaryota; Metazoa; Arthropoda; Insecta; Diptera; Chironomidae.
AUUAGAUUUUCAGAAGCGCUGCGGGAUAGAAGUCGAGAGAAAUAAACAAAACUAGUGAAAGACAAUUAGAAGCAUUUAUAGUUUUCUAUUUUUAUAAAUCAAAAUAAAAAUUGUUAAAAGACUGUUAAGUGAAAUUAAAAGAGAAAUUGUUAAUUUAGUGAGAUUUUUAGGUUCUUUAGUAUCAAUCAUCUGAUGAGAUGCGUGAUACAUUUGUACAAAAAUUAAAUAACGAUAAGCCUGAAGUAAACUUCAACCAAGACACGAUACAAGGACACAAUGGAUCAGUUAAAGAGAGUUCAAAACAUGGAUGGAAUAAUAAUCAUUUUCCCCCAAUUGAUGAUGGAUUCUGUAAAAAUUCAGCCGCAAAUUUUCGUGGAAGGUCGACCGAAACGUCAGCGCCCGACCCAUGCGGGCCCGGGAGGAUGCGGGAGUCGUUGGAGGGGUCGUGCACAAAGACGAAGGACCCUGUUCAACUCCAGAAACGGCUGGGACUCUUCAGUGGGGUUGCUCUAAUCGUCGGAACAAUGAUAGGAUCUGGAAUUUUUGUGUCGCCAAGUGGACUGCUUGUUAGAACAGGCUCCGUUGGUGUGAGCUUCAUCAUUUGGAUGGCUUGCGGUUUGCUGUCAUUGUUAGGCGCGCUGGCCUAUGCCGAGUUGGGCACAAUGAAUACAUCAUCUGGCGCUGAGUGGGCUUAUUUUAUGGAUGCAUUCGGAUCCGCCCCAGCGUUUCUUUUCUCUUGGGUCUCCACUCUGGUGUUGAAGCCCUCACAAAUGGCCAUCAUUUGUCUUUCGUUUGCGCAAUAUGCUGUUGAAGCGUUCAUCUCGGAAUGUAAUCCACCGAUUAUUGUUGUUAAAAUGGUCGCACUUUUAUGUAUUGUUUGUAUCCUUUUUGUUAACUGUUAUAGCGUUAACUUGGGAAUGGCUGUUCAAAAUAUUUUCACGUCAGCCAAGUUGAUUGCUGUCUUGAUUAUAAUUGUUGGCGGUGCAUGGAAAUUAUUCCAAGGAAACACUCAACACUUGUCAAAUGCAUUCAACAAUCCCACACCUUCAAUGGGAGUUAUUGCAACUGCUUUCUACACUGGUUUGUGGGCUUAUGACGGUUGGAACAACUUAAAUUAUGUCACAGAAGAAAUUCAAAAUCCCAGCAAGAACCUUCCACGAUCAAUCAUCAUAGCAAUUCCUCUUGUGACAGUCUGCUACGCUUUAAUUAACAUUUCAUAUCUAGCAGCAAUGUCGCCCGAUGAAAUGAUUGAGUCAGAAGCUGUUGCAGUGACAUUUGGUAACAGAAUUCUUGGAUUGUUUGCCUGGAUCAUGCCAUUGAGUGUGACAAUCAGUACAUUUGGAUCAGCAAAUGGAACUCUCUUCGCUGCAGGUCGCUUGUGCUUUGCUGCAUCACGUGAAGGUCAUUUGUUGGAUAUUUUGUCUUAUGUCCAUGUUCGUCGCUUGACACCAGCUCCAGGAUUGAUUUUUCAUUCACUUAUUGCUGGUGCAAUGGUUCUCUAUGGCACCAUCGAUUCUCUUAUUGAUUUCUUCAGUUUUACAGCUUGGAUUUUCUAUGCUGGUGCUAUGCUUGCAUUGAUUGUCAUGAGAUAUACAAAGCCAAAUUACCCACGUCCAUAUAAGGUGCCGAUUAUCAUUCCAGUCAUAGUUCUUGUGAUUUCUGCGUAUCUUGUUAUCGGCCCGAUCAUUGACAAACCACAACUUGAAUAUUUAUACACCAUCCUGUUCAUAUUAUGCGGUUUGGUAGUCUACGUUCCUUUUGUGCACUACCGCAUGCAUCCAGCAUUCAUGAAUAAAGUUACAAUCUUCUUUCAAAUGCUGUUCGAAGUUGUCCCAACCAGUCAAAUGGCAAUGUUUGAUUAAGGUUUUUCUCAUAAAAUCUCAAAAUAUAUAAACUCAACCAAUGUAUGCGAAUUGUGCACUGGAACAUUAAUUUUGCUUUAAUACUUAUUACGUAUAAAAAUAGAAAAAAAGUCAAUCACAACUCAUAAGUAAGUUUAAGUUUUAAACAAACAAAAAGAAUUUAAGUUGCCAUCAAAUGGAAUCAUUUAUAAAGACUUAAUUGAAGGUUUUUAAUAAUUUAGUUGAAGGAAGCAUUAAGUUCUUAAACGAGUGAAGUAUCCGUUCAACAAAGCAACCGAAUCAUUCCAUAGAUGGUUGCAAAAGUUGAAUGAACUUUUCUCAUUUUUUAAUUCAUAAAAUAUUUAAAAACAGUUGCACUUUUGAAACGUGUUAGAAUUAGCAUUUGUUGGAUAAACUUCCAAUUAAAGAUCAGUGUUAAUCUCUACAUUUUAAGGAACGAAACCAAAGUGGUUGGAUAUCAGAGAAGAGCUUUGAAAAGAGAAUGUAAACGGGAAAAUGAUCAAAGACAAUUAUUUCCCAUUUAUAUAAAAUGUUUGUAAAAUAUUACAAAGAAAACUAUGAAAAUAAAGUUGUAACAUGUUUUAUUUUUUGAAAUCUAAGAAAA